AUGGCGGCGCAUCUCAAGGAAGCACACGCAGAACUCCUGCGUACCUUUCAGUCAAAUUCAUCCGAUACAACAUCUGUCCGAUCUCAACUGACCAAGCUCAAAAUUGCUCUGACAGAAGCUGGCCUGCUGGUGCCUUCCUUUUCAGUCACUACUUCCGCGGGCGGCACCAGCGAUGGGGCGUCAAGAGCACAGCUUCCUGCAGAUGUGGAAUCAUUGGUGAUGGCCAGGGAUGUACUCGAGGUUGGUGCGCUUUUCAGCAUUCGAGUAAAGGACAUCAAUUCUUUCGACCGAUACAUGAACUUGCUCAAGGCCUUCUACAAUGACUUUAGCUCCCAGUUGCCGCCAUCAACCAACCAUGAGCCUUUGCUCGGACUAUCGCUUCUCCGGUUGCUCUCUUCGAACGCUAUCGCAUCGUUCCAUACAGCUCUAGAAGCACUGCCUUCAGAUCUCGUUCAAAAAUCACCUUACUUGCAGCAUCCAGUCAACUUGGAACGCUGGCUGAUGGAAGGCAGUUAUUCAAAGGUGUGGCGUGCACAGAAAGAAGCGCCCCGGGAAGAAUACAAGUUCUUUGUCGAUAGCUUGAUGGGCACUAUUCGGCAUGAAAUCGCCUCAUGUGAAGAGAAGGCUUAUGACAGUCUCCCACUGCGCGAUGCUGCGAUGCUGCUCUUCUUCGACAAUGCGCAGGAUGUCAUGAAUUUUGCGAAUGAACGUGGGUGGAUCAUCAAUCCAACAACGCAAACUGUGCAUUUCCCCAAUGCGGCUCCCGACUAUAGCAAGACCGAGAUCCCAAAGAAGAGCAUCAUUGCACUCAACUUACAGUUUGCAAAGGAAUUGGAAAGUAUAGUGUAA
Messenger RNA from Tilletiaria anomala UBC 951, 849 nucleotides. RefSeq names its product proteasome 26S subunit. Gene Ontology annotation, cellular component: nucleus; cytosol; proteasome regulatory particle. The transcript has 4 exons. The record is from RefSeq and is a predicted model, not a curated record. Gene Ontology annotation, biological process: proteasome-mediated ubiquitin-dependent protein catabolic process. NCBI's taxonomy places the organism in Eukaryota, Fungi, Basidiomycota, Exobasidiomycetes, Georgefischeriales, Tilletiariaceae. Bases 1 to 849 code for a protein of 282 amino acids.